This is a messenger RNA of Paracoccidioides brasiliensis Pb18, 471 nucleotides long. Its product is annotated as U6 snRNA-associated Sm-like protein LSm5. The transcript has 5 exons. Gene Ontology annotation, molecular function: RNA binding. Bases 1 to 471 code for a protein of 156 amino acids. The record is from RefSeq and is a predicted model, not a curated record. Gene Ontology annotation, biological process: mRNA splicing, via spliceosome. Gene Ontology annotation, cellular component: Lsm1-7-Pat1 complex; U6 snRNP; U4/U6 x U5 tri-snRNP complex.
AUGGCGUCUCAACUACUUCCUCUAGGUGAGGCUCGACUUGAUUCGAUUUGGUUCACUGAUGAACUCUAUGAUUUUUGUAUGCUAAACACUUAUAUGUUUUUAGAGUUGAUUGAUAAAUGUGUGGGUUCGAAAAUCUGGGUUGUCAUGAAAGGCGAUAAAGAAUUCUCAGGCACCCUGCUCGGUUUUGAUGACUACGUUAAUAUGGUCCUCGAAGAUGUGACUGAAUUUGACUACACGGGCGCUCAGACCAAACUACCGAAGAUCCUCUUGAACGGAAAUAAUGUCUGCAUGCUUGCAUACCUGAUUCAUGGCGGGAAGCUGAGUGAAUAUAUUGCAGCAACGAGAUUUGAUAAUUCACUGGAAACCUUUGUUGUUGCGUUUGUUUUCUUCCAUCCCAGGAAGUUGCAGGGAUCAGUCGGCCGCACGACAGAUCUGCCCGUCAGCUUAAAUAACCCAGAAUUUGUAGUAUGA